Molecule: messenger RNA, 315 nt
Organism: Acanthoscelides obtectus
Lineage: Eukaryota; Metazoa; Arthropoda; Insecta; Coleoptera; Chrysomelidae
Source: the annotation of a GenBank genome assembly
AUGGAAGCUGAUCAUAUCCAUGCACUUAUCGAACGAGUUAUAAAAAAACAACCAACCAUGAAAAUAUGUACGCCAUGGGAUUGGCAGCAACUUGUAAGAUCAACUGGAGCCACAGUUUUCGAGAUGCAGUUAGAUGACUUCAAGAACGUCGAGGCCUUAUAUUCCGGCACAGGAUCACCUCUCAUUCAAAAGAAACAGACAGUAGCUAAAGAAACCUUUUUAAUGUCAUCAGCGGUGUGGCUUGAGGUUCGAAAACAGGAUCCAGGGAUACUCAGACUAAAACAGACAUAUUCCAAGAGAACUACAAAAUGGUAA